Messenger RNA from Aspergillus piperis CBS 112811, 760 nucleotides. RefSeq lists its product as uncharacterized. The record is from RefSeq and is a predicted model, not a curated record. The annotation marks the transcript as partial. NCBI's taxonomy places the organism in Eukaryota, Fungi, Ascomycota, Eurotiomycetes, Eurotiales, Aspergillaceae. The transcript is spliced from 2 exons.
CGUCAUCGUCAUCAUUUGCCCGCCCAUCCCUCCGCUCAGUUGCUAAUUAUUGAUUGAAUAACAUGCGGACAGGAGUCAAUUAUUAAAUGGGCUAUUGCAGAGGAAGGGUGAAAUAAUGUUUCAAACCCUCACAGGCCACAGGUCGCCUCCUCCCGUCAUUUAUAAGAGGCAAAAUGUGGGAUUAGAUCGAUAAUGGAGAUAGGGUGGUUGUCUGGACCGCUGGGAGAAGCCAGGCGAGAAGCAACCUCCUUGCAGGUUGCAACUAAACCUGCCGGAUCGGCGCGAUCCACUGCGCUGGCCAAAUCGCCGGGCUCCAUGCCAAGGGGCGCUGGUUUCCCUGACGCCUCAGCCGACCCCGUUGCUAGGCCAACCACGCCAUUGUUGAUCUGAACCGUGGGCGAUAGAUCGGGAUAGCUUCAUCAUCUCCAUCCACCUUUCCCUGGUUCCCACCUCUAAAUACCUUAAAAGACUUCCUUGGUUCUUACCUUCCCAUCUUCCCCAACCUUUAUUGAAGCAGGAGUAUUCAGCCCGUUUCUACCAAUUCGCGUUGCAGGGAAGCUUUUUAUAAGGGCUUCGAUUGCAUCUUCAGUUUGCGACUUGUCCAGCGCAUUCUAAAUAGCUGUCGCAAGAAAUCUUCCUUUGCAUAGAUCUAGUGCAGAGGCUGCGUUAAUUCCUUAACUGCUGCGCUUGCUUUCCUUCUUUCUUCUGCGUCUUCUUUAACCUUUUUUUCUUCCUAGCGUGAGUGUUCUAAUUGAGGAGA